UGCGUGGGAUGGGGAGGAUUCUGUGAGCAAAUUUUAUUUGAACUCGCCAGUGAUGACAACCCAGUAGAGCUCCUGCUCCCAGGGGCAGACAGGCAUUCCUGCUUCCCACCCCUCUUUCCUCAUCCUUUCCCAGAUGUGGGUGCUAAUGGAGGAAGGCAAAUUAUUUUUAGCAUCCAGCUUGUCAGCAAAGACCUAGCUGAGCCCUGGGCUCCCAGUGACAUCAGUGCAAUCUUUCACGCACAAAGUCAUUACCAGAUUCACUUUGCAAGAAAGUAAUUCCAGAGCCUCACAAAACCAUCCCUGACCAUCAUCUGCAUGCUUCCAAGUUAGCUCUGGGGCUGAGGGCCCUCCAUGACACCAGGGAGCCAAGGUGAGGGCGCUGGAAGCAGCCAUCCCCUGACAUCGUGUCCCUGCUGUGUAUAUAGGGUGUCCCGGUUGCAGCAGCCAGAGGGGUGGGAGACCCAAUUCCUCCCAGAAGCCUCUCCCCGUUUGGAACACUGGUCUGAAGAAAUGACCUAGAAAGACUCAGGGCUGAAGUUCUUUGAUGCCUGCCCAGCUGUGGAGCAUCCCAGCAUCACUGCUCAGCUCUGCAGUUGUUUCAUGCCUCAUCUUCCUUGCUGUGGACCCCAUAGGCGUCAGCGCAGCAGGGAGGGGGCUCUGGGUUGGGGACAUGAUCCUGGUACAGCCAGGCAGGCGGGGGGCAUAUCCCAAAUCUCAGCUGCAGGAUGAUCCUUAGUGGCCCAGCACGGCCAGGCGGGACCCGAGACCCCCAGGGGGCAGGACAGGGACCCCCAGCGCACAUGGUGGGGGGCUCAGCUGCCGCGUGCCCAUGGGUGUCCCAUGGGAAGGAGGAGCCGAGGGCAGCCCUGACCGCAGGCUCUCCGGAGCAGGCAGCGGGCCAGCCCGCUCUGGCACCCGGCCCGGAAGUCUGUCCUGCCCCUUCACUGUGACUCUGCAAAACGGUGGGGCGGAGGCCCUGACGAUGACGAUGGUUGGGCAAGGAGGAAGUAGAGGGGUACGACUGGGCGCUGCACUGCUCGGGGCAGAGCGGAGGGCUCGGCUGAGCAGGACAGAGGAAAGCCGAGGCCGGCCGGCAGCCACAGCCAUGGCUGAGGCCGAAGAUAGGAGCAUCCAUACCCAGCACAUCUCGGCCGUGCACAACGUGCCCAUGCGGGUCCUCAUCCGGCCCAUCCCGGCAGAGCUGGAGCCGGGAAAGGUGCAGAGCCUGAUGGAGACCCUGCAGGAGGAUCCCGAGCGGGUGCCCCCCAUCGACGUGCUCUGGAUCAAAGGCAGUGAGGGCGGCGAUUACUUCUACUCCUUCGGGGGCUGCCACCGCUAUGCUGCCCACCAGGCACUCCGCCGGGAGACCAUCCCCGCCAAGAUCAUCCCCUCCACCCUCAGCGACCUCCGUACCUACCUCGGCUCCUCCACGCCUCACCUGCGCUAGCCCAGCACCCCGAG
Molecule: messenger RNA, 1461 nt
Organism: Vidua macroura (Pin-tailed whydah)
Lineage: Eukaryota; Metazoa; Chordata; Aves; Passeriformes; Viduidae
Gene: SRXN1
Product: sulfiredoxin 1
Exons: 2
Coding region: 830-1447 (205 amino acids)
Biological process (GO): cellular response to oxidative stress
Cellular component (GO): cytoplasm
Molecular function (GO): sulfiredoxin activity
Source: RefSeq, a predicted model, not a curated record